UACUACAACUAACCAAGAUGGUGAUGACUUUGAGCCAGUAAAAAAGAAACAAUCGAAAAACGAAAAGCAGAUGGAUCCUAUCGAGGGGAAACGGAAGAUUACCGGUGCAGAGCCUAUUAGGACAGAACCAAGACCGUACUAUGAUUAUCAUCAUGAUGUAAUAAGCCUACGGUGCAGUCCUUCAGGUUUUUUGGAUACAGUUAAGCACUUUACUGAAGCGCAGGUGGCGGAUGUGAAGAGCAUUGGAUUUGGUGAUGUCCUUAAUAUAAAGCUUUAUCAUAUAAGCACACGUUUAGGGUAUUGGCUCGUACGAAACUAUGACGAGCAAUACAGCACCCUAAACAUAGGAAAUCACAAGAUAAAAAUCACCCGAGAUUCAGUACAUGACGUGUUUGGUAUUCCAAAGGGUAAUGUUAUUGUACGAGAAAAAAAUAAGCCUAGAAAAGGAGCAAUAGUGGAGAAAAAUACGGCUACUCAAGGCGCAGAAACAACCAUAGAUGAGUUCAAAAACCAGUGGCCAGACACAAACAAAAUUACUCAUACUUUACUUGCAAGAACUAUGUCAAAGCAAACCACUGGCGGACGAUUAUUCAAGCUAAAUUUCCUAGCCUACUGGAACACUUUGUUUGUAGAGAUAACAAAGUCAACAACUGUUAAACAAAGUUUUCUACUUGAAAUUGACAAAGAGGAAGACAUUCCAAAUCUGGAUUGGUGCUCCUUCGUUUUAGAAUCGCUGAAACGAACAAGACAAGGUUGGAAAAAGUUAGACUCACAAUACAAUGGCCCGGUUGCAUUCCUAACGCUUCUAUACAGCCAUUAUUUCAACCAAAGACACAAAAUUUUCGAUGAACCUGUCAAAAUGCCUGUCAUACAGUAUGUAACCUCUGGUAUGAUCGACGACGUGGAAGAAUAUUUAUACAACAACGGGCCGCUAAGUGUUGAAGAUUGUGAUGAAGUGGAGGAAGACGAAGGAGCAAAUGAUAAUCGCCAGGAUCAACAACCUGUUACUGCCUCACGCAUCAAUGGCAAUGAUCAUCAAAAUCAAGAGGCUACGACCGCACCAUUCGAAAUCGUAAAACAGAACACUUCGACGCUGUACACUGACCUUUUCGCUGACAACAUCCCGAUACACGAGGCAGCUGCGGUACAAGAAAACCUCACCGAAUUCAAUACAUUAGAUCAGCGUAUGGAAGAUACGGAUGAGUACAUGAUACCACCAGUGGAUACGACACAUGUCUACAACAGAAGAAACCUGGCUGGAAACCUGGAUGGGGAGGAUCCGAUUGACGAAGGUGACAUACCAUCAAAUACGGAUUGGGACACAAACGCAAAAAGAGAUUGA
This is a messenger RNA of Helianthus annuus (common sunflower), 1342 nucleotides long. RefSeq lists its product as uncharacterized. Lineage: Eukaryota; Viridiplantae; Streptophyta; Magnoliopsida; Asterales; Asteraceae. The coding region runs from base 71 to 1342 and encodes 423 amino acids. The record is from RefSeq and is a predicted model, not a curated record. The transcript is spliced from 3 exons.